UAAAACUAAAAAAUUGUUUUUAGAAAACAUUAACCAAACACCUCUUGUUUUUUGAAAACUACAAAAACAGUUUUUUGUUCUCAAUUCUGAGAACACAACUUUGAAAACAAAAAACUGAAAACAAUGCCAAACAGGCCCUAAGUCACUAAAAACUCAAUAAUCAAUAAAAACAUAUAACUUUUCAUAUUGUUGACGCCGUUUUUUGUCAACUUAAAAUGUCGAGCAAUUAAACAAUAAGAACUAUGGUGCAAAUGAAUAGUAUGGUGGAACAACAAGGGUUUUACGUGGUUCAACAAUUAAAUCUGCCUAGUCCACGAGUCUAUUUUAUUAGAACUUGGAGUUUUCUCUCUAGAUAGCAAAAGAUUCGUCCCCUUUUAAGUGUUCAUGACCUCUCUAUUUAUAGAGAGUUUUCAGAGUUCAUUGCCACAUUUUUCGGGAAGAUACUCCUGCUUAUUAAUUGAAAUAAUGAUAUUAAAUGUUGUAACUCCUAUAUAUAAGGAGACGUCCCCUGAAGACCAGGAAAACGGAUAACAGACUUGUUAAUAUCCCUUUAAUGUACAAAACGUGUUACAUCAGAUGAUUCAUCAAAUCUCCGAGAUCAGCAAUCAACAUCGCAUCAGUCAAGGUUUACAGACAGGUUACGAACUGACCGUCUUACUCCAAGACCUACUCGGGGCAGAUAAAUACCAUUGAGACUGUCAUAUUUCGAGCUUGCACUCUUUAAGAUCGAGCUACUCGAUCCGAAGACACUUGAUAAUGGAUGUAUCCUGAUGCUAUGUUCUUUCGAGCUCAGAAAGAAUCCUGAGGCUACAUGUCUUCGAGGUUGCCGUCUUGCUUCGAGGGUUUUACAGGUGUACCAUGAACACACGUUUUUAUAUAUUUCAAGCUCACACUCGACGAGUCCAGCCUUCGAGGUCAUAAUUUCUUGUCUCGAAAUCUGGGUGUAACAGUUUGCCCCCUCAAAAGUAUUAUUUCGAAUCCUAUGAGAAGGAAACUUUUGAACUACUUCCAUUGGGAAUCGUACCAUCAAACAUACUCGAAUGUGGACACGUGUCAGCUAGGUAUUAACCACUCAAAGUACUUGAGUACCUUGGAAACCUACCCACGUCUAUCCUCCUGCCAUCCUUUAUGGUCCCAUCGAAUCAUUUGUCCCUGACCGUCGGAUCUGAUACAAAAUAUGGCCAAUGGCCUAGAUUAAUCCAGCCUUUUGCAUUCCUACGGGUUUAUAAAUUGGAAUUCAGUCGUCUUCUUCUUUUACUCUCACAUUCAUUUCAGAGAGAGAAAAGGAAAAAAGAAAAACCAGAGACCUCCUUGCCCAUUCCUUGCAUGUUCUCCAAGCCGAGUAGAAAAGUAACAUUGGACUCUUUGAUUCCGUGAGAUCGUACUUGCAGCCGCUUCUACAAUCAUCCAUUUCUCUGCUUUCGCCAAUCGCAUUGUGUAAGCUCUAUGUUCAUGGCUUCUUUGCAUUAUAUAUAUAUAGAUAUAUAUAUUAUGCGUGUUUAUGUUUCUGUUGCACCUUGGGCACUAGGAUUUUGUUGGUCCAUUAGUUUAAUGCACUAGAACGUUUCGGCCAUUAAAUAUUAGGUUUAGGUUCUGACAUUAUUGACUCCAAACCCAGUUCAUGCGCAAAGAGACCCAAAUAUGGCUCUUUUUCUUAGUUUUCAAAUUUCGGAGGACAUAUCUUGCACACCAAGAUAUUGGGUACAAAAUCAGGGUUUUUUUUUUAAGAAUGCACGAUUCCCAAAAAUAGCACUUUUUGAAUAACCGCCACCUUUUGUCCCUGAUUUAUUGGGAUUUCCAAUAAUAUGUCCACCUUCUUUUCUUUCGGGUGACUACACGCUCUGAGAUUGGCCUCAUCCUUUGGAUCGAGCUUGCCUCGUAGCCUCGAUCAUUCGAGCUUAGGAAUUCUACUUAUCUCAUUAUUUCCAGCUUGCAUGGCCCUCACCCUUUUGCUUUCUUGUUAGAUGCCGCAGAAAUCAGGUAAGUGGUGGGGGUCAAAGCUCGCGAUUCCUUAUUCACCCGCAGCUCCGAGCCCGGAGUCUCCUUUUACUCGGAACCAACGCCUGAUUCGGGAGCACAAACUGAGGCGUGAGCAAGAGAACAUUCGAGACCACUUCCGAUGCCAGAUAGACGAGGUCGAAGUAGGGAAAAGGAGAAAACUAAGGGUCCCCCUUUAUCCCGAUUCAGACACCGAGCCUAGGCCGAUUCCUCUCGACCCUACGCUCAAAGUGAUCGUCGCCUUCAAGCUGGGAGAUCUUCAAUUUUCACUAAUGGUGGAACCUUCCACCUCGCAGCCGAGGAGAGAAUUCUUCGAGGCCGAGCACUACUGGAGCUCGGUCACGUCGCUUGGUCAGAUAACUGACAUCCUGGCCUUUCACGACAUUAGUUUGUCGGGCUCGCUAAGGUGUCGAGCUCCGACCUCCCACGAGCAAAGUUGUCGUGCUUCAGGAGAUGGAAAUCCUGACAGCAAGCUGAGAUACGCGGCUUGGAGCCAGGAACACAUGAAAGCAGGGGCAGUGCUGCCCUUGAAAUCCUUUUUCAAGGACUUCACUGUCUUCGCUGGGCUCGCUCCCUUCCAACUCAACACCAACUCAUACAGGGUUUUGUCAGUCCUAAGGUCGCUCUACCAUGAGCUAAAGUGGGCAAGACCUUCACCAAAAGAGAUUUUGUAUCUCUUUUGCUUGAAAAGCAAUCCCUCCCGAGCUCGGGGAGGGGACGGCUUCUAUUACCUUUCGAGCUAUCCCAAGGAGCCAAAGAUCUUUGGGGAUUUACCCAAUCAUCCACCAGACUUCAAGAAAGCCUUCUUCUGGACGGAUGGCCUUGCUCUGUCUAGAUAUUACUCAUUUAGACGAAUUCGUAAGUAUCUCAACUUCUUUCUUUUUUGUGCUCGAAUUUUGCUUAGGCUUGUAUUUAGUUGAAAUGUGUUUUCUUCCAGCCAACUACCACCGCCUUACUCCAACCAAGGAUAUGAAAGAUCAUAGAGAAGCUCUGCUUCAACUCCCCUAUGGCAGAAGGUCCCUUUCCUAUCUCCUGCAUGAAGACAAGCUCCGGGCAUGCGGCCUUUUGGGGGAGGAUCAGUCUACAUCUGACUGGUCCAAUAAGAAGUACGACCAGUGGGAGCUCGUGUCUCUCCCAACCGGCAACCUUCCUCCGAGGAGAAAUGCAAGGCCUCCAUCUCCAGCUCAGCAUUGCAGGAGUCCACAAUCGGGAAAUGAGGCCAACGAUGAGGCCUCGAGCUCGGGCUUAGAUGAGAGAGGUACAGUCAUCCUUAGCUCGGAUUUGUGGUCUCCCUCACUACUAAAACAUAAACCUGAUAGAUUAAUAUUGUGUGAGGAUGAUAGGAACCAUUUCUAUGUAUGGUCUUGGGUAAAUGAGAGGGUACAUAGGUUUGACUGUUGGCUCGGGAAAUACGACACCAUGUAUAGCCUAAAUGAAGUAUGGGACAGAGUAGCCGUUCAAUACGUGACUAACGACUAUAGGGACCUUUCGAGGUUGACUUCCACCUAUAGGGAAGGCACUCCCCCCGCCUCUUCUGAAGAUGGGGGAAUUUCAUGGUCGCCGAACACAAGCUCAAGGGAGAGUUCCAGUGAGAUGGACUCCGACCUUGACAAUGUACUAGCCAGCAGAGGAGCUUAAAGGAGUAAACGCCCGAGGGGGUCGCGGAAAACAGAUCGGCCUGCUAAGGUCCUUAAGAGGACCAAGAAGACGCCUCCUCCCCCAGCUCCAGUUGCUCCGAGCCAUGUUUUGAGUCCACCUACUCAGGCCGAGAUGUCCUCUUCGACCUUACCUCUUGCUCCUCCUGUACUCCAGGUCCAUUCCACACUUGGCCACCUCCGAAGAAACCCUCAGCCUCAAGAACACAGUUGCUUUCGGUUUCUACUCACGUCGAUGAGUAUGUGAUUGACAAUGCAGCUGGACCCCACGGAGCUACGCUAGGCUCGGACAUUCUAUCUCGAGUGGACCAGAGUUUUGGUAGCUUUGACGCCUCUCACUGGCAGUUUUUGAACAGUGCUCGAGAUUGCAAUACUCUUUACGAGAAGAGCAUCGAGCUUACUGCUGCAGUAAUAUUUCCUCUCUUGCUUCUAGCUAUAUCUGUACUUGGUUCAUAUGCUAAUUUGAUUUCUUCGUAUGCCAGACUCUUGUUGUCUCUGCUCAACUUAAUUACAGGUUGAACCAUGAGGUCCACACGAGUAUGUCUUUUGCUCAGGAGGCAAAGGAUCUCCAAUUCAAACUGAGUGACGAGCUUAAGGCCACAAAGGCAAAGGUGGAGGCAGGAGCUAAGGAGCUAAAGGCCAAGACAUCCGAGCUUGAAAAGCUGAAUGCCCAGCUCGCGGAGCUUGAGAAGGAGAAUGCUCGGGCCAAGGAGAUCAAUACCAAGCUCGAAGAAGAGAAGGCUGCCACUUUCGAGAUCAUGGAGGGUGAAAAGACUCGUCUUCUCGAAGAGUUUAAGGAAAAGAAGGAUCGGGCAGUCAACAUGGCCAUGUACGAAAUCUGGGCCAACAAUGUCAACCUCGACACCAGCUUCUUAGGCCCUCUUGAAGCAAAGUUCCUGGCUAAAUGGCAAGCUCGGCUUGAUGAGGAGGAGACUGCUCGGGAUGAGGCAGAGGGAGCCAGGGGUGGUGCCGAUGCUGAGAAGGCCAAGGAGAACGCUCCUUCUUCUUAAAUCUUGCCUCAAGGUUGCGUCCCUCUUAAUUUCUUUUAACAGUUUUUUAUGAUUGAUUUUUAUUUCUUAUGCCCCCGAGGCGAAGAUAAUUUUACAGCUUGUGAAAGAGCUGCCUUUUGAGAUAUCAUUUUUUGACUUUAUUUUA
Molecule: messenger RNA, 4808 nt
Organism: Humulus lupulus (European hop)
Lineage: Eukaryota; Viridiplantae; Streptophyta; Magnoliopsida; Rosales; Cannabaceae
Exons: 2
Coding region: 2815-3636 (273 amino acids)
Source: RefSeq, a predicted model, not a curated record